Molecule: messenger RNA, 2063 nt
Organism: Daucus carota subsp. sativus
Lineage: Eukaryota; Viridiplantae; Streptophyta; Magnoliopsida; Apiales; Apiaceae
Product: inositol transporter 4
Exons: 6
Coding region: 81-1802 (573 amino acids)
Biological process (GO): transmembrane transport; myo-inositol transport
Cellular component (GO): membrane
Molecular function (GO): myo-inositol:proton symporter activity
Source: RefSeq, a predicted model, not a curated record
GCAGGUUUUAUAGCAGGCACAUAUAUCAUCAGGAACCUAUCUGUAGGAAUCUGUAGCACACAUUUAGAGUUUGAACUAAAAUGGUGGAAGGGGGGGCGGUGACUAAACCUGAUAAGACAGAGUUUAGUGAAUGUUGGAGAACGUCAUGGCAAACACCGUAUAUCAUGAAGAUGGCUUUAUCGGCUGGCAUCGGUGGUCUCCUUUUUGGCUACGACACAGGAGUCAUUUCCGGUGCACUUCUCUACAUUCGUGAAGAUUUCAGGUCUGUCGACAGGAAGACAUGGCUGCAGGAAACCAUUGUCAGCAUGGCUGUCGCUGGAGCCAUCAUUGGUGCUGCAGUAGGUGGAUGGAUUAAUGAUAGGUUUGGUAGGAAAAUAUCACUUUUGUUGGGUGAUUUGCUGUUCUUUGUUGGUGCUGUAGUUAUGGCAUCGGCUCCAUUCCCGGGAAUGAUCAUUGUUGGACGAAUAUUUGUGGGGUUUGGAGUUGGAAUGGCUUCCAUGACUGCACCUUUGUACAUUUCAGAAGCUUCCCCUCAUAGAAUCAGAGGUGCCCUUGUUAGCACAAACGGUUUGCUGAUCACCGGAGGCCAGUUCUUGUCGUAUCUCAUUAAUCUUGCUUUCACCCAUGUAAAAGGAACCUGGCGUUGGAUGCUUGGCGUUGCAGGAAUUCCUGCCCUUGUUCAGUUUGUGCUAAUGUUGGGCCUCCCUGAGUCUCCCAGAUGGCUGUUCAUAAAUGACAAGGAAGAGGAAGCUCGUGAAAUCUUAGCAAGGAUCUACCCUGAAGACGAAGUAGAAGGAGAGAUGGAAGCACUACGCGCUUCUGUUGAAUCUGAAAGGGAAAUGAAGGAGUCAGAAGGAAAUCUGCUGCAGCGGCUGAAGGAUGCUUGGGGUAAUAAAGUUGUUAGAAGAGGACUCUAUGCUGGUGUUACCGUUCAAGUUGCUCAGCAAUUUGUAGGCAUUAACACAGUAAUGUAUUAUAGUCCUACCAUAGUUCAGUAUGCAGGAUAUGCUUCGAACAAGACAGCUUUAGCUCUGUCUCUUGUAACAUCUGGUCUCAACGCUGUUGGAUCCGUCAUCAGCAUGUUUUGCGUAGAUAAGUAUGGGAGGAGGAAGCUGAUGAUCAUAUCUAUGUUUGGUAUUAUUGUUUGCCUGGUGAUACUAUCUGCUAUCUUCUUCCGCGCUGCUUCCACCUCACCAUCUGUAAGUACUUUUGAGUCUGAAAGUUUUGGGAAGAACUCUACUUGUCCGGCCUACGUGGAUGCACCAGAUCCAUCAUCCUGGGACUGCACGAAAUGCCUGGAAUACUCGGGUUGUGCUUUCUGUUCAAAUAAGCAGGGUAAGUAUAAAACCGGAGCUUGUCUGGACCUCAAUGAUGAUGUAAGGGACUCCUGUCGAUCUGAGAAAAGAACGUGGUACACGAAGGGCUGUCCGAGCAAGAUAGGAUUCGCUGCAAUCAUAUUCUUGGGACUUUACAUUUUGUUUUUCUCUCCCGGAAUGGGGACAGUGCCUUGGGUUAUAAACUCCGAAAUCUAUCCACUGAAAUACAGAGGCCUUGGUGGAGGAAUAGCUGCAGUUGCUAACUGGUGUUCAAAUCUCCUUGUGAGCGAGACAUUCUUGACACUGACUACAGCUCUCGGCUCUUCUGGAACUUUUCUCCUCUUUGCUGGUUUUUCGAUCAUCGGGCUGGUGGGAAUAUUUUUCCUGGUACCAGAAACUAAAGGUCUGUCAUUUGAGGAGGUUGAGAAGCUGCUUAAAAAAGGGUAUUCUCCUUUCAGGAAACAUGAAGACAAAGAUGAUGAUUGAUGUAUGUAUAUCAAUCACUUGAACUUAAAAACUGGAUAGGAUCACAGAACAAAGCAUUGCUCGAAGCUGCUUAAUCUUAUAUUGCAUAACUCUUGAAUAUCUGCAGAGCAGCAGCAAAAGUAGUUCUGUAGUUGAACUUUUGUGUUUCUAGCUUUCUGCAUGAAUAAUCUCAUACACAUUGUAUAGAUUCUAUGCUUACUCUUAUGUAUAAUGACGAUAGACCUAUAUAUAAGAAGCUCGUGUCCUCGUUUUGCUUGUUCA